Messenger RNA from Megalops cyprinoides (Indo-Pacific tarpon), 1050 nucleotides. It is a transcript of the gene cdv3, whose product is annotated as carnitine deficiency-associated gene expressed in ventricle 3. The coding region runs from base 184 to 879 and encodes 231 amino acids. NCBI's taxonomy places the organism in Eukaryota, Metazoa, Chordata, Actinopteri, Elopiformes, Megalopidae. The transcript has 5 exons. Gene Ontology annotation, cellular component: cytoplasm. The record is from RefSeq and is a predicted model, not a curated record.
UUUGCGGCUCAGCAGCAGUGUUGAUAAAGCUGGCUAGGUAGCCAACUGUCUUUUUAAAUGAACGCGUGAAAAAGAAGAUCGUAAGACAUCUGGAGAGGAUCGCGUUUAUUUUCUGAAGCAAAGUCACUGAAACAUUUGGGAUCAACGAGUUAUUAUUCAGCUACUGUUAAUUUUAAGAAGAAAAUGGCGGAUAUCGCAACGACUGGUGCCGAGAAGAGUCUGGACGAUUUCUUUGCGAAGCGGGAUAAAAAGAAGAAAAAGGAUAAGGGGAAAGCGAAGGAGAAUGUGGCAGCACCCGGGUCCAGUGUCUCAAAAAAGAACAAGAAAGACAAGGAAAAGUCUACAAAAAAUGAAAAUCAAGACACGCAAGUAGAGAAGGAUGAUGAGGAAUGGAAGGAGUUUGAACAGAAGGAAGUGGACUACAGUGGAUUGAGGCUGCAAGCCCUCCAACUAAGUGAUGAGAAAGAGGAAGAAGAGUAUGAGAAGGAAGAGGUUGGAGAGGAUGGGGAGAUCAUUCUUGUCAGUGGAGACAAAGUUUCAGGCCCCUGGAACAAGUCUGGGGGUGCACCUGUUGCAGCUGCCCCUUUGGAAGAGGUGGAGGUGUCGGAGCCAAAGCCACCAGGAGUGUACCGGCCACCAGGAGCCCGAAUGACCACCACUAAGAGGGGUCCUGCCCAGGGGCCACCAGAGAUCUUUAGCGACACGCAAUUCCCUUCACUCCUGGCCACAGCCAAGCACAUUGAGACGCGCAAAGACAGAGAGAUGGAGAAGACCUUUGUGAUGGUGAAACACAGGAACCGAGUGAGAGAGGAGGGGGUUGGGGCUUCUGCACAGCAGUUGCAGCUGGACAACCAGUAUGCCAUCCUGGGAGACAAAUAAAUGCCCCUGGCACAGCCCCCAGCCAGCAUGGUCCCACCCGGCCGCCGGGGGGAGGUUUACGUACAGCUGUGGGUUACACAGGCCCGAGAAAGCUGGAGCCAAAACCAUCAGACUGCACACAUACCCUGUCAGAGACAGACAUACACACACACACACAUACACAUACACAUA